UGAGGUCAACCGGUGUGUGUUUCUUUGACAGUCUCACGCAUAAACAGAAACAGACACAGACACAUCAACCUGCGUUAUCUUGCUCUGCUCAUCGCGAUACACAACUGACUUCAAAUCUAUCUUUGAAUCUGACAUUUGCGUAAAACUUGACAACUUUAAACACCUGGACAUCCGGUUAUUAUUAACAAACGUGACCGCGUGUGAACCUACGGCCAUGUCCACAGCUGUAGUGAUGGACCAUCCAGGAGACGCGAGCCUCCUCCAGUCCUGCGGAACAGCAGACAGUCUCGCCUCUCUGGAAGAUGCCACCGCCGAGUCUACAGCAAAUGAGUCAUCAGAGGAGGAAUCAGCAUGCGCCAGAGAAGAGCAAUCGAAUACCAAAGCCCAACAGAGCAUGCGCACAGAAUCAGGUGCCACCCCUCGUCCCGACUCGCUCUCCCUGCCCUCUAAGGGCACAGAGCUCUGGACUACACACAGGGAUGGAGAGGUGAAGCUCAGGAUGGGUGAGUCCGGCCCCGAGGCUGAACCCCCCUUGACUGUGAACCAGAUGUUCACUUCUACGGUCCAACGCUUUGGCAGCUACAACGCUCUGGGCUGGAAAGAGGGAGAGCAGUGGAAAACUAUGACUUACAAAGAGUACUACAAGUCUUGCCGCACUGCUGCCAAGAGCUUCCUCAAGCUUGGUCUGGAGCGGUACCAUGGCGUCGGUAUCCUCGGGUUUAACUCGGUCGAGUGGUUUGUUGCUGACAUCGGGGCUAUUUUAGCUGGGGGGUUUGCCGUGGGCAUCUACACUACCAACUCACCCGAGGCAUGCCAGUAUGUGGCAGAGAACUGCCAGGCCAACAUCCUUGUGGUGGAAAACCACAAACAGCUUCAGAAGAUCUUGCAGGUCCAAGACAAAUUACCGCACCUAAAAGCCAUUAUCCAAUACAAAGAUGAGCUGAAAGAGAAAAAGCCCAAUCUCUACACGUGGGCAGAGUUUAUGGAGUUGGGCCGCAAUGAGCCAGAUGCUCAGCUGGAUGAUAUCAUCAGCUCCCAAAAACCUAAUCAGUGCUGCACACUGAUCUACACAUCCGGAACCACGGGCCAGCCGAAGGGAGUCAUGCUCAGUCACGACAAUCUUACAUGGACAGCACUUGCAACUGGCCGAGAUGUGAGUCUGACAGAUGCAGAUAAGCUACAAGAAGUGGUCGUGAGCUACCUGCCACUCAGCCAUAUUGCUGCACAGAUGAUUGACAUCUGGCUUCCCAUGAAAGCUGGAGGAGUCACAUACUUUGCACAGCCUGAUGCACUAAAGGGUUCUUUGGCUAACACUCUACGAGAGAUACGCCCUACCGCAUUCAUGGGUGUCCCUCGGGUGUGGGAGAAGAUGCAAGAAAAGAUGAAGUCGAUUGGAGCCAAAUCGUCCACCGUGCGCCGGAAGGUGGCAUCCUGGGCCAAAGACGUGGGCCUGCAGACCAACCUAAACAAAAUGGAGCUUAAUGGCAGCCUGUCCAGAAAGCCAUUAAACUAUCGCCUGGCGAAGCGUCUGGUGUUCAGGAAGGUUCGGAAGGCACUGGGUCUGGAUCGCUGUACGAGGUGCUACACCGGAGCAGCUCCCAUAACCAAAGACACACUGGAGUUUUUCCUCAGUCUCGACAUUCCUCUGUUUGAGCUCUACGGCAUGAGCGAGAGCUCUGGACCGCACACCAUCACGCUCCCCGAUGCCUUCAGACUCACCAGCUGUGGAAAGGUAAUUCCAGGAUGCAAGACGAAGAUCUUCAACCCCGAUGCGGAUGGCAAUGGAGAAAUUUGUUUCUGGGGCCGUCAUGUGUUCAUGGGCUACUUGAAUAUGCCAGAUAAAACCGAAGAGGCUCUGGAUGCAGAUGGUUGGCUGCACUCGGGUGACCUCGGAAAACAUGACCAGGACGACUUCCUGUUCAUCACCGGACGCAUUAAAGAACUGAUUAUCACAGCUGGAGGUGAAAAUAUUCCCCCUGUACCCACUGAGGACGCAGUUAAAGAAGCUGUACCACUCAUCAGCAAUGCCAUGCUUAUCGGAGACAAGAGAAAGUUCCUCUCCAUGCUGCUCACCAUUAAGUGUCAGGUAAACAACGAAACGGGAGCCCCCGAAGAUGAACUGACUCCUGAGGCAGUGGAAAUGUGCCGUAAACUGGGCAGCAAUGCCACACGAGUCGGCGAGAUUGCCGGUGGCCGUGACCGAGUCGUAUACACUGCUAUUCAAGAAGGUAUCAACCGCGUCAACGAGAAAGCCACCUCUAACGCCCAGCGCAUCCAGAAAUGGACUGUUUUGGAGAAGGAUUUCUCUAUCCCCGGUGGGGAGCUGGGGCCCACAAUGAAGCUAAAGAGGCCAGUGGUCAUGAAGAUGUACAAAGACCAGAUUGAGAACUUUUACAAAGAAGUCUUGACCCCAACCACCCCAGACAACCCUCUGCCUCCUAAAUAGGUGUCCAACAAAAGGCCUUGUCACCCACUUCAGAGAUCGGAGACAAAGGGAUUGACAUGGCCUUAAAAACACACUUACAUAGGAACACCACUCAGACCUUGUGUUUUGCUUGUGUCCAUUUUGGGUUAAUAUUUGUUCAGGGUUUUGUAAUUGUUGUUUAUUUCAUACUGUUUACAUUUUUUUUGUAUUAUAGCAUAUUAUAUAGAAAACAUGUUUAUGAAAACAAAAAGCCAUUUGUGAAUUUGAUUUAUUUUUUUUAUUUUAAUUUUUUUUUGUGGUGAUUUACUAUUUAUUUUCUCGCCUAAUUAUAAUGAAGUGUCUUUUGAGCCAUGUUCUUGAUUUAUAUGUAAGUGCAGGUGACUUAAAUGUCUGUAUUCAAAGAUACCAGUUAAUUUAUGGUUGGAUUUACCAACAACGGUAGACAUCUUAAUAUCUGACAAGCUAAUUUACACAUCAGGCAUGACUGAAUACUUUGAGAAGAGCAUUUUGUGGUUGUGCACUAGAAGGAAAAGGAAAGUAGGAAACUAGGUGUUUGUUAAAGGAAUAGUUCACCCAAAAAUCUAAAUUCUGUCGUCAUUUGUUCAUUAGUUCCAAGCCUGUAUGGAUUUCUUUCUUCCGCUGAACACAAAGGAAGAUAUUUUGAAGAAAGUUUGUAAUCAGGUUAAAAAAAGUUUCCUGUAAUCAGGAAAAAAUACUAUGGAAAUGAACGGUGACUUAAAACAGCCUGAUUACAAAAUUUGAAAAAGAAAAAGUAAUUCAUACAGGCUUGAAGCUGCUUGAGUAAAUUAUGACAAUUUAUUUUUGGGUGAACUAUUCCUUUAAGGAACAACCACAGGAUUUUCUGUGAAGAUCAUUUAAAUAAGAAUCUCAUUCCAUAUAAGCCAUAAAUGUUUGUUUGUUUAUUUUUGUAACCAAAUGUGUAAUUUGAAUGCAGUUGGUUAAUUUGGUCAUUUGAAUUCUUUGUAAAAUGAGUCUGUUGUUAUAUAGUGUAAAUACAUAUUGCAUACAUUAGUUUUUUUCUGAUUUUGAUGCUUUGUUUGCGUCACUCUGACAAUCCUCAAAGUAGCAAGAGGUUAGAUGUCAUGCAGUCUUGUCAGCAUGAGCUUUAUGAAAAAAACAUAAAAUUGGAUUGAGAAAGCAGGUUAAUAUUUCUCUUAUGAAAAAAGGGAUAUGAAGGAGCUAAUGUGAGGAGGUCAGAAUUUGAUUCGACGAGCUAUGUUGCAUUUUUUUUUUUUGCUUUGCAUGUGCAAUAGGGAUAUAUUUUGACCAAAAAUGUAGCUGAUUUUAUUUAAAUUGUAUACCGCAUAGUAAAAAGGAUGACAAUGCGAUACAGUAAAACAAAUGAAUUGAUCAAAGAGGUUAAAUGAAGGAACUUUGCAAAGUUUGUGAAUUGGGAAGUGCUAUUUAAUCUGUCAAGUGCUUGAAUAUACAAAAAACAACCGCAAAUCACUUAAUGUAAAUCCAAAGAUAUGAUUUUCUUUCUGUAAAUAGAUUAAUUUUUAUCUCACUUAAAAAGCUUUCUUCAAAUACUCAACCUGUUACUCCAAAGUGUGUAUACUCUGACUGCAUAGCAUGACCACAGCGAGGCCUUUUUGUAAAUAGGAAGACUUAGUUUAAUUUGUGCAUGAAAUGAGACAUGUUGUUUGCUCAAUCAGAAUUGGUGAGAAUGAAGGUAGAGCUAGUAAGUGAUUUCCAUUCUUCUAUCUGGGAUUUCUAUUAUGGUUUCAACUAAAUUGCUCUUCAUUUUUUUUUUCAAAAUCAAUGUAUGUUUUUUUUUUUUUUUUUAAGAAUUAUUUGCUUCUCUUUUGACAACAAUACUGUGAUGGUUUAAUGUAAGUCUGAUCUACAUUUGGGCCAGCAUUAAGGGAAGUCUGCAAAUUUGGAAAUGUGCAAAAAUGAACAUGAUGUAAAGUCUCAGACUGUGAAAGGUUUGUCUGGUUUUACCUGACUCUGAAAACUCUUGAACUGGGUGACAAUUUGUUGUGUGUAGUGUGAUGUUAAGGGUUUCUGAAACGUGCAUGUCAUUGUUGAAACUGGAUUACAGAAGAUAGUUGACUUUGGGAGAUGGAACUCCAGGUUUCUACUUGUAUGUAUGUGUGAAUUAUCCCUUUACUGGACAAUAAAUGUGAUAUAACCAUGA
Puntigrus tetrazona (Sumatra barb) is the source of this 4586-nucleotide messenger RNA. RefSeq names its product acyl-CoA synthetase bubblegum family member 2 (gene acsbg2). The record is from RefSeq and is a predicted model, not a curated record. The transcript has 15 exons. Gene Ontology annotation, molecular function: long-chain fatty acid-CoA ligase activity. NCBI's taxonomy places the organism in Eukaryota, Metazoa, Chordata, Actinopteri, Cypriniformes, Cyprinidae. Gene Ontology annotation, cellular component: endoplasmic reticulum; membrane. The coding region runs from base 215 to 2446 and encodes 743 amino acids.